GAGCCGAGCCGAGCGGAGCCGGGCCAGGCAGGGGAGCGGGGGGGCGGCGCGGGGCUGUCUCGCUCUCCCGCCGCCGCCGUGCGCGCGGCACCAGGUGCUGGGGGCGGCCCCGGCGCGGCGCGGCGGGCGGAAGAUGGCGCGGGGCGGAUGGAAAUCCUCAUGACGGUGUCCAGGAUCGCCUCCGCCUGUAUCAUGGGCGCCAAUGCCUCGGCUUUAGAGAAAGAGAUUGGUCCAGAACAGUUUCCAGUCAACGAGCACUAUUUUGGUCUAGUUAAUUUUGGGAACACAUGCUACUGCAAUUCAGUUCUUCAGGCGCUUUAUUUUUGUCGCCCAUUUCGAGAAAAGGUUCUAGCAUACAAGAGUCAACCAAGGAAAAAAGAGAACCUUCUUACAUGCUUAGCUGACCUCUUCCACAGCAUAGCCACCCAGAAGAAAAAAGUUGGAGUAAUACCUCCAAAGAAAUUUAUAACAAGAUUACGAAAAGAAAAUGAGCUCUUUGACAAUUACAUGCAGCAGGAUGCACAUGAGUUUUUAAACUAUCUACUAAACACAAUUGCUGAUAUUUUGCAAGAGGAAAGAAAACAGGAAAAACAAAAUGGCCGCCUACCUAAUGGCAGUAUUGACAACGAAAACAACAACAGCACACCAGACCCAACCUGGGUUCAUGAGAUCUUUCAGGGAACAUUAACUAAUGAAACAAGAUGUCUUACUUGUGAAACUGUAAGCAGCAAAGAUGAAGAUUUUUUAGACCUUUCUGUUGAUGUGGAACAGAAUACAUCAAUUACUCACUGUUUAAGGGGUUUCAGCAAUACAGAAACUCUGUGCAGUGAAUACAAAUAUUACUGUGAAGAAUGUCGCAGUAAGCAGGAAGCACAUAAAAGGAUGAAAGUAAAAAAACUGCCUAUGAUUCUAGCUCUCCAUCUGAAAAGAUUUAAAUAUAUGGAUCAACUACAUCGAUAUACAAAACUCUCGUAUAGAGUAGUGUUUCCAUUAGAGCUUCGACUAUUUAACACCUCAGGAGAUGCCACCAAUCCUGAUAGGAUGUAUGACCUGGUUGCUGUGGUUGUUCAUUGUGGAAGCGGUCCUAACAGGGGACAUUAUAUUGCAAUAGUGAAGAGUCAUGAUUUUUGGCUGCUCUUUGAUGAUGAUAUUGUAGAGAAAAUUGAUGCACAAGCUAUUGAAGAAUUCUAUGGGUUGACAUCAGACAUCUCAAAGAACUCUGAAUCUGGUUAUAUCCUCUUCUAUCAGUCUCGCGAUUGAAUGGAACGUGUGGUGGAGAGAAAGGUGUUAUGCCUCAUUUCUUCUCUGGCUAUCGUGGAAUGGAGCAAGCACUGAUUUUUAAAAAUGGAAUGCAGGGAGCUCCAGGGGCAGUAGCGCAGUUUGCACACAACGAAGCAAAGAGUUUGGAUUUCUUUUUAAACCCUCCAUAUCACAUUAAUUUUAUUUGCUCAGGUAUCAUGCUGACUACACAAUCUACCACAGCUAUUAGAUGAAAAGAGAGAUACCAGCCAUUCUUGCAGGAGCAGCCUUCGGAUAGAUCACAACAGAAUUUCUCUCUUAAGGUCCUACUUCAAGGUCUGUUACAGUCAUUGGAAAGACUUCUCUGGAAUUUGGAUCAGGCUCUAAAUCUGGCAAUGCAAUAAGAGCAAUACAAGUAUAGUAUUUUAUACUGACUUACAGUGAAAGGGGGAGGAAUCUUUGUACAUUAAUUUGCUUGUGUUCAAUUUUGAAAGAAUGCAUGUCUGGUACCCCCUUCCCUUUCUCACCUAUCCUCCCACUGGGUUUUCUUAUGAAUACGAGAGAUAUUUGGGCCUAACACAAUUGCCUUCUUGAACGUAAUCAAUAUGCUGAAAACAUAAACUAGUGUCAGGGAGGCAAGAAUGUUUUGCUUCUCCUGAGAAGCUCCUAUAUAGUAAUAUAUACUUAUAAAGGCGGGAACAAUCAAUCAAAAUGUAUGGUUCUGAAUCUCCCUAUGGGAAAAGAUUGGUUUUAUAAUAAUAGUUUAUUUUUAUUUAUGAAUUACUGUUACUUCUAGGAUCUCGUGUAUUGUCCUUGGUUCUAACAAGUCUUGAAAAUAAUUUUAUAUAUUACUUUGAAUUAGAUUGAUUUUUUUUUUAAGUGUUUGUGUAUUUGAGAGAUGAUUUUAAAUUCUAAAAAUGAUGCCUAAAAUGUCUUCAAAGUUUGAAUAAAGACAAGAGGAGGACCUUUCAGGAGGACCUAGUAUCUAAAUAUUUAAUAUUAUUUGCUAAUAUUAAGUUCUUUAUUUUCGUUCUUAAAAAGUCAAGUGAUAAAACAAACUUUUGUGUAGUUGUUUGAAUGAAUGCUGAUUACAGGGCUGCUUAUCACAACAAUGUUGGUGCAAUGACGGUGUACCAGUAUUUACAGUUCUUUAAUAAUAAUGUUAAUGGUACAUACUUCUAAACAAUGUUAGGAAAACGUGGAUGAAAGUAAAUCAUUUUAAAAAUAGCUUUCCCUCCUCAAAAAAUUGAGCCACUUUGACUCCCAGAAACCUGGGUGCCUGUCUCAGAAAAUUCUCUAAAAAUGACAUGUUUUUGAGUAAUAAAUGACUUGAUUAUAUAAAAAAAAAGAUAAGUUCAUUAUUUUAAGGUUUUGAAAGUUGUUUGAAGUAACAUUUUAUCAAAUUAAAAAAUGUACCUUACUUUAGGGUUAUAAAUCAGCAUUAAGAUUUAAAUUUGGCACCACAAAAUACUUUGUGUAGUAAGAAAUAUGUAGACUAUUGUGACUUGACACUUUUUCCAUGCAUUAGUAUGUUGUCUGACAGUGGCUGAAUGUAAUUUCUGGAGAAUGGUGGAACACAUAUUCCAGUUUAUGGCAAUCAGGCCUUGGUUGUCUGUCUCACCCCUAUUCAGAUGCUAAUUUUUACUUUAUUGCAUUUUUAUUGUUAUUCUAUUGAUACUGUUAAAACUUUUAAAAGAAUGUCUCUUGUCUGCUGCUAUACCUAACAUUUUUACUUACCUGUAUCUUUUAGCUCAGGAAAUGACUUCACCUUUUCAUUCAGUUGAACUCAUCUUUAACAGGAUCACUAAGUAAAUUGGGAUAUUAUAACAAUUGUGGAAGAAAAAUCUUGGCAUAUUGUUAAACAUUGUUUUUAUAAAAUAUGAAGUUUGUAAAGCCUUGGCUUGGCUAGAAUUUUUUAUAUAAAUUAUGUAGCUUGACAAAACUACCAGCAUUGCAGUGAAAAACUUAACAAAUACUGAGGGGGGGAAAUGUAAUGGAUUUUACUUUCUUAAGGGCUUAUACCAAAUUAUUUUCAAAUCUACAGUUGUUUUUCCAGUGGAAAAAAGGGUGAGGGAAAAUCAGUUGGACCAUAGCGUGCUAGGAAGAUGAAGUCCCUUGCAUAAAGGUACAAGCAUUGUAAAACAAAUGUUGCAUUGUUUUUUUUAACUGACAAAUAUUUGUUUAGUCAUUUUACACUUUUAAAACUGUCUGUAAUUAAAAGCCAAGAUUAGUUGCUAUAUAUUUUAUACAGUGACUAAAGUUAAAGCAUUUUUCUUGUUUCGCUGAUAACCACAAGGUAUUUUGUUUUACUCUGCCAACCUUAUUUUUAUAAAAUGUUAACUUUAAUUUUGUAUAGGGUUUUUGAGAGAGUAUUCCAAAUGUUAUAUUUCAUUUUUCUUCUAGUGCAGCUGAAAAUAGAAGUAACUGCUUGAUAAAAUCCAUAUCAGAAACUGCAGCUUACUUGAAAAUAAAAGACAGGAAAGUACAAAUAAUAACUGAUAAAUAUAUAUAAAACAUUAUAGGAUUAUGUCUUGGUUGUAAUUACAUUGCGAAGUGUGGGGAAACUCUUCAGUUGUAAAUCAUGGAAAUAACUGCUGUGUAACUAUGUAAAUGUUAAUUGGGACCGCGGUCCCCUAUUUUGUAUAUUGGAGCAAAAACUUCUAUUAAAUAAAGUAUGUUCUCUAAAGGUAA
This is a messenger RNA of Alligator mississippiensis (American alligator), 3930 nucleotides long. RefSeq names its product ubiquitin specific peptidase 12 (gene USP12). Gene Ontology annotation, molecular function: cysteine-type endopeptidase activity; cysteine-type deubiquitinase activity. The transcript is spliced from 9 exons. The record is from RefSeq and is a predicted model, not a curated record. Gene Ontology annotation, biological process: protein deubiquitination. The coding region runs from base 148 to 1260 and encodes 370 amino acids. Gene Ontology annotation, cellular component: cytosol; nucleus. Lineage: Eukaryota; Metazoa; Chordata; Crocodylia; Alligatoridae.